Messenger RNA from Phoenix dactylifera (date palm), 1766 nucleotides. NCBI's taxonomy places the organism in Eukaryota, Viridiplantae, Streptophyta, Magnoliopsida, Arecales, Arecaceae. The record is from RefSeq and is a predicted model, not a curated record.
AAGCAAAUGAAAGAGAUCGAGUCUCAACUACCUCCAAUCUAAUCCCAGCUGACGCCAAAUGAUCUUGGAACAACCCAAUCCCUUCCUCCCUUCUCUCCCCCUCUCUCUCAUGACAGCAAGCUCUUAUAUCCCGGGUCUAGAACAGCCAAAGCACCAACUCGUGGAAUACUGCUCUAUUUCCGUGCAUACACCUCACGGAAGAAUUCGGAAGACAUGGCAAACGAGCAAGCGACUUCCACCGGGAUUCACUACAUUUCAAGCUGUGUAGUUCGACCGUCAUCCCAUAACAAAGAAGCAGCAAGAGAGCAAGGGUGGCGCCAGCGGCAGCGGCUAAUCCAUCUCACUCCUUGGGAUCUCCGGUUGCUCUCCAUAGAUUACAUCCAGAAAGGCAUUCUCCUUCCCAAACCCCCAACCCCCGUCAUUCCCGGCCUCAUAUCCUCCCUCUCUCUCGUCCUCGACCACUUCUAUCCCCUCGCCGGCCGUCUCGCCACCAUCAACCACGACAUCACGCCGCCAUCUCUCUCGGUCGCCAUCGAAUGCAACGACGAAGGAGUUGAAUUCAUCCAUGCCGCCGCCCCAAGCAUAACCACGGCUGACAUCUUGACCCCUCGCUUUAUUCCCAGCAUCACCCAGUCUUUCUUCCCCUUGAAUGGAGCAAUCAACCACGACGGUCACUCCCUCCCCCUCCUCGCCGUCCGCGUCACAGAGCUGGCCGAUGGCAUCUUCAUCGGCUGCGCUCUCAACCAUGCGGUCGCCGAUGGCACCUCCUUCUGGCACUUCCUCAACUCGUGGUCGGAGAUCUCGCGAACCGGCUGCCGCGUCCCACAGAUUUCUAGGCCGCCAAUGCUGAACCGCUGGUUCCACGACUCAUGCUCCCCUCCCAUCCAUCUACCUGUUUAUAAGCGCGAAGACUUCAUUAAGAUAUAUCCUUCAUCCCAGCUCAGUGAAGCUUUCUUCCAAUUCUCGGCGCAAACUAUCGCGAAGCUCAAACUCAGAGCCAACAUGGAAAUGAACACGGAUCGCAUAUCUUCACUUCAAGCACUGCUAGCUCUCGUCUGGCGAUCCGUGCUUCGUGCUCAAAGGCUUCCACCUAACGAGAAAACUAGCUAUCGCGUGACAGUAAACUAUCGACCGAGGUUAGAGCCACCAUUGCCGGGCGGAUAUUUUGGAAACACCAUUAUAGGGGUUCCAACGACAGCCUCCGCAGGGGAGGUGCUGCACCGGGGUUUGGGAUGGGCAGCAUCGUUAUUGAACCAGAUGGUGGCCUCCCAGACCAAUGACAUCAUUCAGAAUUGGCUGGAAUCAUGGAGUCAGAAUCCCACCUUUCUAUAUUUUAAGGAAACGAAGCUUGGUACCAUAGUCACAGGUAGCUCGCCGAGGUUUGAUGUCUAUGGGAAUGACUUUGGAUGGGGGAGACCGAUUGCAGUCCGAAGUGGUGGUUCAAACAAGGUGGAUGGAACCAUAUCCGUCUUUCCUGGGAGUGAAGAAGGGAGUAUGGCUUUGGAUGCGUGCCUUUCAUCCCAUGCAAUGAAUUUAUUGCUUGAGGACAAGGAGUUCAUGGAAAAUGUUACCUAAAUAUUAAUUACAUGUUCUUGAUAAGAAAAGUUAGUCAGGAUAUUGUAUGUUACGUUGUUUGCAAAGAACAAGUGGAGAUCAUGGAGCACCUUUGAAUAAUUUCAGGAAUUUGCAAACAUUUCUGAUAAGUAUUAUUGACUAAUAUAUUGUAAAGUGUAAGGUCUGCCACAUGGUUUUUUAUUGUUCUAAAA